Molecule: messenger RNA, 856 nt
Organism: Lycium ferocissimum
Lineage: Eukaryota; Viridiplantae; Streptophyta; Magnoliopsida; Solanales; Solanaceae
Exons: 3
Coding region: 152-670 (172 amino acids)
Source: RefSeq, a predicted model, not a curated record
CUAAAUUCCACCUUUCCUUUUUUAAAUCCCCUUUUGGACAGUCAAAACCCAACCCUACCCUAAAACCCCCAACACCCCCCUUUGCAGAAAGUUCUGCUUUUGGGUUACUUCUUGCAAUUGUAGAGAUUUUUUUGUGGCUAUUUUUGUAAAAAUGGAAGUGAGUAGUUUGAGAUGUGAUGUAGCUGCAAUGGUGGUUGAUUCAGUUCUUGAAACUGUAGUUGUUGAGACCCUUUUGGCUGUUCAAAGAUCUGUUGCUUCUUUGCUCAUUGUGGCAGGAAUGAUGCUCAAGGAUGCUGAUGCAUUGCCAGAGUUGAUAGGCACUGAUAAAAGGUUUCCAUUCGAAGAGCUCCAUAAAAUGGACAAAGCUGGGCCUGAGAACAAAGACGGUAGCGACACAGAGGACGAUGAUGAAGACGAUGACGGAGAUGCUGAUGAUCAGGAUGAUGAUGAUGCUGACGAUGAAGACUUUUCGGGUGAAGAAGGGGGAGAUGAUGAUGAUGAUGAAGCCGAUCCCGAGGAGAAUCCAGCUGCCAAUGGAAAUGAAGGAAGUGAUGAUGAGGAUGAUGAGGAUGAUGAAGACGAUGAGGACGGAGAUGAUGAUGAGGAAGAGGAAGAUGACGAAGAAGAGGAGGAAGAGGAGGAUCAACCACCUGCCAAGAAGAGAAAAUAAACCAUUUCCUUGUAUGUGUUUAUUCUGCUUUUCUGCCAUGCUUGUUGGAGUAUGUAGUAGUAGUAGUAGGAAGAGGGAGUUUUAGCUUUUCUGCAGGAAUUAACUAUCCUUUUGCAGAACAAAUGAACUACUUUUGUGGUGCUAUUUGACUGUUAGUUGUGAUAUAUAUCAAUUUUAUCCAAUGAA